This is a messenger RNA of Pimephales promelas (fathead minnow), 4316 nucleotides long. RefSeq names its product transmembrane protein 63A (gene tmem63a). Gene Ontology annotation, cellular component: plasma membrane. Gene Ontology annotation, molecular function: calcium-activated cation channel activity. The record is from RefSeq and is a predicted model, not a curated record. NCBI's taxonomy places the organism in Eukaryota, Metazoa, Chordata, Actinopteri, Cypriniformes, Leuciscidae.
UCGUUUAGUUUAAUCUCAGCUCAGUUGAGAACCCCACCGUUUUUGGAUAAACCAGAAGCGGAAAACCAAGAGCCACUUCAGAGUGAGUAAAACUCUUAUGCAUGACCACCGAACAGUGAAAACGCAGAGCAAUGGCCUCCACAUGGUGGGGGCAGCUCUCUAUGUCGGUGGAUAAUGGCACUGUCCAUGUGGACAACAGUAGCUGUUUCAGUGCCACGCAGAGCACUGUGCUGAAGGGGGUGAAUUUCGGAGGUGUACCCAUCGUUCUAAUGCUCGAUUGUAUAGUCUUCCUGGUGCUGCUAUUGGUCUUCACUGUGAUCAGAAGGAGACUGUGGGAUUAUGGGAGACUCGCUCUUGUUGCAGAGACCGAAGGAGACUUCAGUAAACGACAUUACCGUAGAAUGACAUCAUCCGUAUCCAUUGAGGAGCCUGAGUACGAGAAGGGUUGCUGCUCUUGGGUCACCUUUAUCGUCAAUAUGGAUGAGUCUACAGUCCAGGAGAGAUGUGGGGUGGAUGCAGUACAUUAUCUGUCAUUUCAGAAGCACUUGAUCUCCCUGCUCUUGCUCAUCUGUGUGCUGUCUGUGUCCGUCAUCCUACCAGUCAACCUGUCCGGGGACCUGCUGGGCAAUGAUCCAUACAGUUUCGGGAGAACCACCAUAGGGAAUCUUAAGCAGGGUGAUAAGCUGCUUUGGCUGCACACUGUAUUUGCUGUUUUAUAUCUCAUGAUCACGGUGGCCCUGCUGAGACGCCACACCUCUAAAAUGAAGGGAACCAAGAGAGAGAUAGCCAGAAACACCCUGUUUGUGAGGUCUGUACCCACUGCAGCCAGCGAUGAGAGUAUAAAAACUCAUUUUGUGGAGGCAUACCCUACUUGUCAAGUGACUGAAGUUAACUUGUGUUAUGACGUUGCCAAACUGAUUGACCUGGACAGAAACAGAAAACGGGCAGAAAACAACCUGCAGCAUUACCGUAAGCUACUCGAUCGCCAGGGACAACGUGGGGUCAUCAACCCGCGCCCAUGCAGCCACCUGUGCUGCUGCUGCCACUGUGAGGGGUGUGAAAAGGUUGAUGCUAUAGAGUUCUACAGCUCACAAGAAGCUGCUUUGAUUGAGGAGGAAGAUAAACUAAAGGAGAGUAGGCUGUCCCCUCUGGGCAUGGCAUUUGUCACCCUCCAAAAUGAGUACAUGGCCGCUUAUAUUCUGAAAGAUUUCAACGCUCUAGACUGUGGAGGCGGGACAAGGGGUGUGGUCGGAGAAGAAAUGGGUGGGGGAAUCACGUGCGGGUGUGGCCGAGAGCCUCAGCCGUCCUCUAAGAGUGCAGAGCUGAGGGUGCACAAAUGGAAAGUGUAUUACGCUCCUCACCCUCAUAAUAUUUACUGGGAGAAUUUGUCAUUACGUGGGUGGCGUUGGUGGCUACGCUGUGUGCUUCUGAAUGUUUCACUCUUCUUCCUCCUCUUCUUCCUCACAACACCCUCCAUCAUCAUCACCACCAUGGACAAGUUUAAUGUCACCAAGCCCAUUCACUAUCUGAACAGUGCCGUUAUAAGCCAGUUCUUUCCCACUCUUCUACUGUGGACCUUCUCUGCCCUGUUGCCCACUAUAGUGUAUUACUCUACACUGGGAGAAUCUCACUGGACCAGGUCUAGUGAGAAUAUGAGCAUGAUGUACAAGCUCUACAUAUUUCUGAUCUUCAUGGUGUUGAUUUUGCCAUCACUGGGUCUCACCAGUCUGGACGUGUUCUUCCGCUGGUUGUUUGACAAUUCGUCUGAGGGAAAGCUGAGGUUUGAGUGUGUGUUUUUACCAGAUCAGGGGGCGUUCUUUGUAAAUUACGUGAUCACAGCGGCUCUGGUGGGCACAGGCAUGGAGCUGCUGCGGUUGCCAGGGUUACUGCUCUACAUCGUGCGUCUGGCACUCGCCCAUUCGGCUGCUGAGAGGAAAUAUGUUAAACAGAAUCAGGCAUACGAGUUUCAGUACGGGGCUAUGUACGGAUGGACUCUGUGUGUGUUCACGGUCAUCAUGGCGUACAGCAUCACCUGUCCUGUCAUCGUCCCUUUCGGUCUGCUGUACUUGUUGCUGAAACACCUGGUGGACAAACACAACCUGUACUUCGCUUACCUGCCCGCCCGCCUUGACCGGCAAGUUCACCUGGGAGCUGUCAAUCAAGCGUUGGCUGCACCAAUCAUAUGCUUGAUGUGGCUUUAUUUUUUCUCUGUGCUCAGGACAGGCUUCAUGGCAGUCACGUCACUGUUCACACUAGUGGUUCUGUGCGUCACCAUCUUUAUCUGUAUAAGCUACACUUGCUUUGGACACUUCAAAUACCUCAGUCCCCACAACUACAACAUUAAGGAGGAAGAUGAAGACGCUGCAUCAUCAUGUUCAUCGGUGUAUCUUCCUAAAGUUCUGAACCCAGACGCAUCGUCUUCUGAUGAGUGCAGCACUCGGCAAUCUUACGGCACGACAGACACAAGCCCGCCUUUUCUCAGCACUGAGGAAGACUGUCCAAACUCUGAUAUCUAACAACAAUUAUCAGUCUACAUGUAGACUGAUCCGACUGCCCUUUGGAGGAAAUGGUUCUUGCCAUAUUGGCGUUUGGAGGUCAGUGGAGAUGGAGGGGGAUAUACUUUUGAAAAAAAUCACUCAAGCUUUUUUCUUUUUUUUUUUCCCUCAUGCACACUGAGAACAAUGAGGAACGUUUAAUCAUAAACUGCCAUAUAACAAAUGCAAAAGAGCUUUUUGGGAAUAAUUUCUUCUAACCAAAGAAAAACUCUGCCAAUCAAACACGCUGUCCAUACAUUUCUACAUCACAAAAGCAACUUUGCCAAUGAGCACUUGCCAAGGAGUACAAAUAUAACUUGAGCAGAUCAAAGCGCACAUGAAUCAUGGCACUCGUGCCUUGUUGGAAACAGCUUAACAUACUUUAUAACUGUAAUUUGUGUGUGUGUGUGUGCAUGCGCGAGAGAGAGAGAAGAAUGUACAUAUUGAUUGUUAUUCUUAACGUUUUCUGUUUAAAUCAAAGUUUUGUAUACAUAUGUUAAUAUAUUGAUAUUGAUAUUGAGCUCAUGGCUCAGUGGCCGUUCAUUAGUCAUUCUAUAAUUUAGGGUAUAUUUCACAUCAGCAAAACAUGUGUAAAAACAACAUGCUUUCUCAAUAAAACAGCUAUUGGUUUCAGUUUAUAUAGGGUGUUUAGGUAGUAAUAUAGUAAUAUAGUUUUUGCGGACAUUAAUAAAAUUGAUAUAUUUUCUUAUUUGAAAGAAAAUUGAAUUAAACUCAAAUCUAUUUUUCUAAGGUGUUUAGAUUGUAGAAAUACAUUUUAACUCAAUCUAUUUUUCUAAGGUAUUUAGAUUGUAGAAAUAAAUUUAAUAUGGAUGAACAUUUUUUUAUCCAUUAUUUUGAACUCGAUGCCCCCUCUCCAAAAUGUGGACAUUGCAAAAACUGUGAUUUAAGGGAUACAAAGGCAAUGUCAAGCAAACUGAAAAACUGUAUGCAUAAAAUAUCGGUGUGACAUUAUAGUGUGCAUUCUCUUAAUGGACAAAAUAUGAAAUGUCAAGAUUUGUUUUUUUAUCAGAGGACAUGAAAUGUACCCUAAAUUGUAGAAUGACCCAUUUGUGUGUCUUCUUGUGUAUAUAUGGUUUAUGAGGACACAAAUGUGUAUAAUGACAGGUAUUUCAACGUCAACAUGGUUUAUGGUUUACUUCCUGGGACCCCAUAAAUUGUGUGUGUGUGAAAGAAUGAAUAGAAUGUAUUUGGCUCAUAAGUGGCUUUUUGAAGGCUUCAUCACUAGGUGGCGCUGUUGCUUUCUGAUUGUUCUUGGACUUAGAGCAAUGGCAUAAUGUCAAUUUCCAGAGAAAAAGAAUUGUGCAAAGAUUGAAUUUACAGUAAGGCACUUAGAAUGACGCAAACAGGGCAAUGCAUAAACCUUAAAAUGCACACUGCUUCGAAAGUACAGCCUCAAUACUUACGCAUUCAUGAGACUAGUGUGAUAUCACUUGCUAUGUAAAGUUCAACUUAAGUGUCCUGACCACAUAAUGCCUGUAAACCCGGUAACUUUUGCAUGAUAUCCGCAAGUAUACCAGAAAUAGACUGUUUACAUGGAGCAAAUUCUAGUUUGCAAAUUUAUACACCUAGAAAAGUGUUCCUGUGUCAAAGGAUUAUUUAGAAAACAUUGAUCAGAAACAGGGCUUUGCUAAAAAAAAGUUACAUUUCUCCUUUUAACUGUAAUGCAAAGGGAAGAUGUUGUGUGUAUAUGAAGAGAAACUGUUGAUAUGGUUCCUGUGCAUGUGUUUUAGUUCUGUAUUAAUUAUAUGAUUGGAACAGAAA